AUGGCCCAAAUUCUCGGAAAGAAAGUUGGCCCUAUUGGCCUCGGCCUCAUGGGCUUCAGCUGGCGCCCGGAUCCCAUCCCCGUUGAGAAGGCAAUCGAGACUCUCAAAGCGGCCUUUGAUAACGGUGCCACAGUUUGGAACGGCGCCGAGUUUUACGGCACUCCCGAAUACAACAGUAUGACGAUUCUCAAUCGCUACUUCACGCAGUACCCGGAGCACGCCGACAAGGUCACCCUUAUCAUCAAGGGCGCCGUAGACCCCGUAACUAUCCGACCAGAUGGCAGUCCAGAGGGUAUCAGGAGAUCUGUGGAUAAUAUUCUAAAGCAACUUGGUGGAAAGAAGAAGCUGGAUUCUUUUGGAAUUGGCAGGCGAGACCACAGUUCCUCCUUUGAAACCACCCUGCGAGUACUAGAAGACGAGUAUGUCGAUACUGGCAAGAUCGGAGGUGUUUCGCUUUCAGAGUGCAGCGCCGCGACGAUCGAGGAAGCGGCCAAGAUCAUCGACGUGGCCGCAGUCGAGGUCGAGCUCAGCAUGUUCACGCCUGACAUUUUACACAAUGGAGUCGCAGCCGCUUGCGGGAAGCACAACAUUCCCAUCACUGCUUACUCUCCCAUGUCUCGAGGUAUGCUCACCGGUCGAUUCAAGACCAAUGCCGACGCGCAGUACCUUGGAAGACUCGCCUCAUUCCCGCGAUUCCGGGAUGAAAGCUUAGCGCACAACCUGAAGCUUGUAGCAAAGGUUGAGGCUCUUGCCGAGAAGAAGGGAUGCACAUCUGCCCAGAUGGCCAUCGCAUGGGUCAGGCAUGUUGGAACCCGCGCCGGCAUGCCCGACAUCAUUCCUAUCCCGGGAUCAACCAGCGUGUCCCGAGUUCAGGAGAACAGCAAGGUUAUUGAGUUGGCGGAGCAGGAGUCGAAGGAGCUGGAUGAUAUUCUGGAGAACUUUACGAUCGCUGGUGGUCGCUACCCAGAUGGAGUCCCGACUGAGCUUUAA
Molecule: messenger RNA, 990 nt
Organism: Clonostachys rhizophaga
Lineage: Eukaryota; Fungi; Ascomycota; Sordariomycetes; Hypocreales; Bionectriaceae
Source: the annotation of a GenBank genome assembly